CGAUCGGAGUGUGAUGGACAAUCACAUCGGCUCUACAUGCACGGUGCAUCCAAAGGAGGGUGUUGUCGCGUAUCCGACCAGAGAUCCGGCGAAGGUGAAACCUCUUCGCUUGUUCCGAACACGGAGCAGCAAGGAGAAGGAGUGGGUUCUUCUGCCCGAAUAAAGGCAGCUCCAGCGCGCUUUGUUCAUCAUAUAAGAUAGCUGGCUCGGCAGAUCGUCUGCCAAUCGCAAGGCGCAUCCAAAGGAAGAGUGCUAAGGGAAGAAGAUCCGCUCCUAUUCCUAGUUUGCCACCGUCGGAACAGGUGGCUUUACCUGGCAGUGUUUGUGAUCGUCCUGCUGGUGCAGUGCGACAGCAAGGAUCCGUACGUCACCGUGGGUUUUGGAGCGAAAGGCUACACUACAGAAGAUCCGACGAGCCUACAAACAGCAAGCUAAGGAAUGGCGGAGCAGCGGUUCGUCGAGAUCAAGCAGGCAUACGAGCUACUUUCCGACUCGGAGCGUCGGAAGGCAUACGCCGUACAUAACGAACGAGGAUGCAAUCGUGAACAGGGAGCGGUCAGAUUACACCACACGGACAUUAGCCUGUACCAUCGGCUGUCGAUCACCGCCAAGUACUACGAGAGCAACAUCCUGCCCAAAAGCCGCCAAACUCCGCAAAUACUGCUGUUUUACGCCGACUGGUGCUUCGACUGUAUGAAAGCGGCCAACUCGUUCACGAAGAUGAUCGACACGAUCGUGAACGAUCAAUGCGGGUCACGAGGAGCAGCUGGUACGCCGGACCGGUGUCCACUCACUACCGUGCAUUGUCAUGGUCCUCGACGGCCUCAACUAUAUCCACCGCGAGAGCGUCUUUAAUGCACAGCAUCUGGUCGACUUCAUCUGGCACCGUUGGGCGUAAAUCAUCGCAAAUUUAAGGUACCACUUACCAAUAUGAUUUCCACUGUAUUGAAAAACUUAAAUUUGCGCAUGUAAUAAAUACGUACACU
This is a messenger RNA of Anopheles aquasalis, 986 nucleotides long. Its product is annotated as dnaJ homolog subfamily C member 16-like. NCBI's taxonomy places the organism in Eukaryota, Metazoa, Arthropoda, Insecta, Diptera, Culicidae. The record is from RefSeq and is a predicted model, not a curated record.